CCUGUCGUCGUUCGACAGAAAAUUCUCCAGCUUCUAAAAUGUGAAGAUUUGCUGCUUUGCUUUGUGUUUUAUUGGUAGAAACUUAAGAUCUUUGGGUGCUGGCCUGUCGGCCGGACACAUAAAGACAUUUGAAGGCAUGAACUUUGACUUUAGGAAUUGUUUUCUGAUCUUUUUUAGACAAAGAUUAGUGUAGAUCAGAGGUUUUUAAAGGGGGUGAAGGUGAAGUGAGCACUUUUAUCCAGUCUCAGACUUUUUCUGGUAUAGAUAACUUUAUGUCAGAUUAAUCAACUUUUAAAAAUAACUGUUAGUUGCAGCUCUAAAUAAUACAUGCAAAACUGAGUGAUGGUGCUAUGCAAAUUUGUUAUGUGCAGCACAUCAGCUCUUGACAUUCACAACAUUUAAAAAGACCAAACUCCCACUAGUACAACUUCACCCACCAAAGAAAUGUGCAUCACAUUAAAGUUUUCUUUACUAUGUUAUGAAGAAAAUCAUUUUUUAUUUAAAUUCUUCUUCUUAAAAAGUCAAAUUUUAAUACACCAUUAAACCUCAGAAACACAAAAGUCCUUCCUCCGUGUCUGUUCUGCACUUGACAUAAGCUGCAACAUCUGAAUCAUUGUCGUCACUAUUACGUUAAUCCUCAAGUGAAUCUGUAGGAAUCUGCUGGUUUCCAACAUUUGGAUCAUUGCUAAAAAAGAAAAUCUGCACGCUGUGCUGUAUUGCAGGAGAUGGAGAGUCUGAAGUGUGAACAAACAACACUGUGGAAGCAGCAGAAAGCUCUGACUCAGAUGCAGAACACGAGCCAAGAGAAAAGAGCUGAGGAGGAAGUCGGAACACACGUCCUUUCUUAUGGUCCGAUGAAGAUGAAUGACGAUGAGGAAGACUUAGAUCUCUCUGAGGAAGACUUGAGAAGAAGGGGGGACCCCUGCUACCACUACACCAUCCUGGACCAGGCCUGGCGUGCCACCAACGCCACCACCAAGUUCAAAGUGUGUGACCGCCAUUCCAAAUGGAAAGGUUGGUACCGCCUCUUCUACAAAGGCAUGAGUCUGCAGAUGCCCGAGAGGUGUGUCCCUGUGGACAAAUGCGGCACCCACUCCCCGCUGUGGCUGGCGGGGCCUCACCCGAAGAUGAAGGACGGCAUCGUCACCCGCCGGGUGUGUGGCCACUGGAAGAAGAACUGCUGCGCUUUCAAGUCCACCCCCAUCCAGGUCAAGAAGUGCAAGGGCAACUACUACGUCUACAAGUUCACUCAGCCGUCAGCUUGUUAUUUGGCUUACUGUGCAGAUGUCAACACGAUUGUAUGCGGCCGGUGCAGCAGAGACCAGACCUGUGUGAGCCGAGACAAGAUUAACUGGAGGUGUAAGAGAAACAGAAGAAAGUUUUCCAAAAAGAUCCACUUCUUUGCUUCUUACCCCGACCAACUCUCAGGCAAGGUGAACAGAAUCAAGUACAGUAAGGUGCUGGUGAACGUUGGCCGAGCGUUCAACAGAAGAACCGGCGUGUUCAAGGCUCCGGUCAAUGGGAUCUACCAGUUCUUCUUCUCCACUCAGACGGGUCGGACUGGUGCUAAGACUGAUCUGUGGCUGGUGGUCAACAGAUACUGGGUAGCUGUCUCUCACACACAUGUCUCCCGUCCGUCCACUGUUGGAAGCUUGUCCAUGUACAUGACCUUCCUCCGCAGAGGGGCGAUAGUGUACGUCACCCACAACUGUGGAAGGUCUUGGGCCAACUCUGCUUCUACCACCAUCACAUUCGGGGGCUCACUGCUUGUACAAAUGAGAUAAAGUAUGCAUGAACAUUUUAUAAAGUCUUAAUAUAUCCUUCAACAUCUGGAGAGUGCAUCAUUACAUAUCUUUGCUAUUGUAACUGUAAACCGCUUUGCUGUGUCGUGUCUGAAGUAAUGCUUAAAUGUCUGAUUUAAUGCUUUCUGUGUAAAGAUUAAAAUAUUGUAGUUUAAUAAAGUGUGUUGUGGAUCAGGUAAUGAUAUCAGUACAUGAGUGUAACAUGAUUAAUUGAGCCUCGGAACAUUAAACACCACAAAAUGAU
Messenger RNA from Larimichthys crocea (large yellow croaker), 2046 nucleotides. RefSeq lists its product as uncharacterized. The record is from RefSeq and is a predicted model, not a curated record. Bases 726 to 1784 code for a protein of 352 amino acids. Lineage: Eukaryota; Metazoa; Chordata; Actinopteri; Sciaenidae. Gene Ontology annotation, molecular function: protein binding. The transcript has 6 exons.